AUGUCCCAACCACGCGUUUUUCCUACCUCAGGAUUCGAUAUCUUAGAUCCCUCUAAAGAAUUCGAAGAAGAAACUCUUCCGGAUUAUUUGAAGGAGCGCUACUAUCCAGUUCACAUUGGUGAAGUUUUCAAUUCUCGAUAUCAGGUUGUAACUAAGCUUGGCUUCGGCUCAUCGUCAACUGUACGGCUAUGUCAAGACCUACGUGAGGAGCGCUAUUCAGUCCUGAAAGUGCACGUUCGAACUAGGCGACACCUCCCAGAAGUUGAGACUUCGAAUUACUUGAAAGCUAAUAUUGACGUUCAUGGUGGUGAAAUGUAUGUUCGGCUUGUCACUAACUCAUUUGAAGUUAUUGGGCCAUAUGGAAUGCAUCCAUGUCUCCUGUAUCAGCCUGCUGGUAUCGAAAUCCGUGAUAGUAUGCAUUGUCUUGAGGGCGAUGCUUUGCCAGAGAAUCUCCUUCGACCUACCCUCGGAUUUGUCCAUAUUGCACUAGAUCACCUCCAUGAAGCCAAAGUUACCCAGACGGAUGUGCAGCCAAACAAUAUCCUUUUAGGCAUUGUUGACGAAUCAAUCCUUACGGAAAUGGAAGAUGAGAUUUCCAAGCCCGCCCCUCAAAAGCAGCUAUGUGAUCGCACAAUUUAUGCCACGCGUGCGAUGCCUUUGACUAGCAGUGAACCGAAUCUUGCCGAUUUUGGAGAGGCGCGAUUUGCUAAAGAAAAACAAACCGGCCUCAUAAUGCCAAAUGCAUGGACAUUGUUCGAGCAAGGACAUCUUUUCAAGAGUCGAAAUCAUGAGAAUGAGACAGACUACGCUCAGCGGUUUGCGGAAAUGAUUUCUCUUCUGGGACCACCCCUUGAAGCGAGCCUUAAGCUUUGGGACAGGAAUGGUAUUUGGAAGGCCUCCAUAGAAAUUCCAGAGCAGUCGCUGGAAAUUCGUGGCUCCCGGCUUGAGUCUAAUGAUAAGGCGAUUUUCCUCCAGUUCCUAUGGAAGACUUUGCGUUGGCUCCCUGAGAAAAGACCAACCGCGAAGGAGCUCCUUUUAGAUGAGUGGCUAAGAGGAAAUGAUUAUUGA
Messenger RNA from Aspergillus ruber CBS 135680, 1068 nucleotides. RefSeq names its product kinase domain protein. Gene Ontology annotation, molecular function: protein kinase activity; ATP binding. Gene Ontology annotation, biological process: regulation of mRNA processing; protein phosphorylation; spliceosomal complex assembly. NCBI's taxonomy places the organism in Eukaryota, Fungi, Ascomycota, Eurotiomycetes, Eurotiales, Aspergillaceae. The coding region runs from base 1 to 1068 and encodes 355 amino acids. The transcript is spliced from 6 exons. The record is from RefSeq and is a predicted model, not a curated record.